UCAUCAUCAAUUCAACAAUCGGUUUGUGGUUUGUUGAUUGUUGUGGAUGUGUUUCUAGAGUGUGGUGCUGAUUAAUUAUUUUGUUGUUUUUUAAUUUUUAAUAAAAUAAUAAAUUGUGAGUUUCAUGAUGACGAGGAAAACCAAAAGGAAGCUAUGCUGCAUUGUAGGAUGCGAAAAUAACGUCUCAACUGUUAAUGUAGCAAAAAGUGACGUGACCAUAAAAUUUUACAAUUUUCCUCCAGAACUUGACAGGAAGAGUAAAUGGAUAGAGUUUGCAUCAUUUGGAUUUCCUGGUGGUGAGGAAUGGGAGCCUUCAAAAAACUCGUUGAUUUGUAGUUCUCAUUUUGUUGGGGGCCAAAAGAAUGAUAACCCACAUCAUAUUGACUAUGUGCCUUGUUUGCGCCCCACACCCAAACCAAGAAAGAGAAGGGCCGGUUCCGAUCCAUUGCAGUGUGAUCCUAAAAUUGCCAAAUUCCAAGAUGCUAUCAAGAUGGAUGAGGAGACGAAGCAAGCAGUGGAUAUAAUCGAGCCACGGGCUGAAGUAGAUGCAAAGCGACCGGAGACCCAUAAAGAGCAAUCAGUGAAAGGUCUUAAAAACAUCGGGAACACUUGCUACAUGAAUGCAGCUUUGCAAGUGCUCUCCAAUACACCACCAUUCGCCAAAUACUUGCUCGAUUGCGGAGCUCAGCUGAUUCUAUCUUUAGAAAAUGAAAACCAUCCGAUGAAGGUGACCAGAGCUGUGUGUGACUUGUUGGAAUAUCUUUGGAACACCGAUGAGAAUGCAUACUUCCGUCCAAGCCGAUUGUUACGCCCUGUCAAACAAGUAAAUCCGACAUUCGAAGUUGGUAACCAGCAAGACACUGCUGAGUUUUUGACGAUCUUGCUCAACCUAUUACACCAGGAGCUGGAAACUUCAGCGACCCAAGAAUGCGUACAUCAGCUCAUGAUGCUGGUCUACAGCUGAAGCAAGCAAGCAAGCGAACCGAGACUGACCAGUGAGACCAGCUCACCUAUGGAUCAAACAGUAUUGACACGGACAAAAGUAUUAUUUCCGAUAUAUUCGAUGGCCAAAUCUACACCUGUGUGCAGUGCUUAACGUGCAACAAGGGUCACGAUGAGGCUUCUGAAGAUAGGACGUGGAUGUCUGAACAAUUUGACACAUCCCGUGUAAUUGCAAUCCAAAUCCCAUCAAUAGAGGACUUGAAGACUCAUAGUGAAAUGGCUGCGAAAUAUUCAGGCCUGGAGCAUUGCAAAGAAAUGCUCCGUUUUAAAAAGGGUUGGUUUGAUUGGCUGAGCAGUCUAAUACCCUUUCGACGCAGCGUUGUCACUCUCCAAAACUGUUUGCAGGCAUUCUUCUGUGUCGAAGAACUGAAAUAUGAUAACAUUUACAGGUUAGUCCUCAAUAGCUUA
This is a messenger RNA of Nilaparvata lugens (brown planthopper), 1410 nucleotides long. Its product is annotated as ubiquitin carboxyl-terminal hydrolase 33-like. The transcript has 10 exons. Gene Ontology annotation, molecular function: cysteine-type deubiquitinase activity. Gene Ontology annotation, biological process: protein deubiquitination. The record is from RefSeq and is a predicted model, not a curated record. The coding region runs from base 125 to 964 and encodes 279 amino acids. NCBI's taxonomy places the organism in Eukaryota, Metazoa, Arthropoda, Insecta, Hemiptera, Delphacidae.